Molecule: messenger RNA, 3192 nt
Organism: Lodderomyces margitis
Lineage: Eukaryota; Fungi; Ascomycota; Pichiomycetes; Serinales; Debaryomycetaceae
Exons: 1
Coding region: 1-3192 (1063 amino acids)
Biological process (GO): tRNA methylation
Cellular component (GO): cytoplasm
Molecular function (GO): protein binding
Source: RefSeq, a predicted model, not a curated record
AUGAGGAGUCAUGGAAUAAGUUCAAACGUCGAGCAGAACAGCAAUAGCAAAGACAGCACUGCUUUGCUUUCACCAUUGUUUCAUUAUGGACCAGUGACGUUUAUAAAAUUACAUAAACAAUUUAUCUUUGUCGGGUACGGCCCAAUUUUAUACAUUUAUCGUGUAGAUUCCUCCAAAAGCACCACCGCCACCACCAAUAACAAAGAAAGUAUUUCCUUGAUUUUCCUGCGACAGGUGUUUAAGAGGAACAAGAUCCAUCAUAUAUCUGUCAACGAAGCGGCAUCGAAAAUUAUACUUAGUGGUGGUCGAUCAUUUGCUGUUUUACCGUUUGAUGAUGACGCAUUACAUGGGUUACAGUUGGGUGACUGUGAAUUUAAAGAACGUGGUAUUAAUGAAUGGAUCAUCACGUCGGAUGUAUUAGACGAUGGGACUGUUCUCUUGCUCAAUUCGUAUAACAUGGUGUACCUAAUUCGUGAUGGGUCGAAACAGCAGCAUGAGCAGACGAAAGAGAUCCAAUUGGUGGAAAAGAUUCAUUGUGGUGAAAAAUCGAUUUUGUACAGCGGUUCAAUCAAUGUAUUGGAUGCAAACAAGAUCUAUAUUGCUGCGGGCACCGUUAUGAAUGGGGUCAUUAUUUGGGACUUGCAUCGUCGAUGCAUAGUCCAUAGUUUGAAUGAUCAUGAAGGAUCGAUAUUUGGCGUCAAAAUUGACCAUGCUGGCAAAUAUAUCAUAUCAUGUUCUGAUGAUCGUAGUAUCAAGUUGUACGAUCUUUAUGAGGGAAAAGUAGUUGCAACUGGAUGGGGACACGGGUCAAGAAUAUGGAAUUUGGAGUUCGCAAACAGUGGCAGCGACAGCGCAGAUGAUAAUGGUUUGAAGAUUAUGAGUAUUGGUGAAGAUUGCACAUUACGUAUUUGGCAGUACGAUACAUCAUCCGACCUUUUACAACCAGUUAAAGUGAUUGAGAAUUGCCAUCGCGGUAAACAUGUGUGGUCAGGCGAUGUAGAUGUUGCCAAUUUGGAAAUCUGCUGUACUGGUGGUGCUGAUGGAAGAGUGCGAGUACACGAUUUGCUAGCACGAAAUCAAGUGACAACUAGAUUAACAAUGGCCAAUUUCGAUCAAGCUUUGACCUCGUCAAUUUCGUUUGGAAAACAUGAUUGUAUUCGCGAUUAUUUCGAGUUGACCAAUUUGAACAAAUUGGUAUGUUUGACUUCGAAUGGAUACGUGCUUGAGUACGAUUAUGGAUUGAAAAGUUGUAAAGUGCUUUAUCAUAGUGAUAAACUUACGGGAUUUGGUAUUGUUGAUGGGUUUAAUGAUGCGAAUUUUGUGGUGGUUACUGAUCGGGGUGGGAACUUGACAAUUAUUCAGUAUCAUGAGGAUGACAUUAUGGUAUCUCUGAUUGUGAAUGUUGAUGAGUCGAUGAAAAUUACCAACUUGUUAACAUGCUCAACUGGUGGAAAGAGUUUUGUCUUGAUUGAGUCACCAAAUGUCAAAAUCCCAUUCAAGUUGCAUGAACUCAAUGUGGCAACUGAUGAUGGUGUCGCUAGAAUUGCCUAUACUUGGAAUAUUCCAAAACCAGAAGCGAAUUUCCCCAUAACUGCAAUGACAAUAGAUAUAACGAACAACUGGAUUAUACUCGCUUCGAAAAAAGUAUCAUUAUACCUCGUUGAUCUUGAUGAUUUAUCACGACACUUGAUGUUGAAAAAAGUUGCUAUGGGCGAUACUGUAAGUUCAGUAUCGGUACUCAAUUCAGAAAUUGGAAAGUUGGACUUGUUGAUAUUAGCUCGAGAUGGAAUGUACUUGAUUGCAUCCAUUACCCAACCCCACCAGGAUGGGCUAUUCCACGUUGAUAUAACCCAUGCAAAUAAAUUGACUCGGGGGUUUAUUGAAGGUGGGUUUUUCCAUAAUGGUGAAGAUUUAAUACUCUAUGGAUUCAAAUCUUCAUAUUUCUACAUUUGGAACGAGACUAAACAAAUUGAAAUCAUGAAUGAGUAUUGUGGCGGUAAUGGACAUCGACAUUUUAAGUUUUAUCGAAAGACUGAAUCAAGCUUUAGUUUUAUUUAUCUGUUCAAGAAUGACAUUUAUGUGUGUCAUUACCAAGGUCGGUUUAUUGACAAUGAAGAUAGUGGACAAGGCGAAGCCAAUUUUGGUAUGAUACAUAGUGGAACUCAUGGACGUGAAAUUAGAGACGUUGCUGUGCAAAAUGGUCAAUUGUUGAGUGAUGGAUCGCGAUUAAUAAUCAGCUCAGCUGAAGAUUCAACCAUUUGCCUUGGGAAAAUAUUGCCCAAUGGUGCAGUACGCAACUAUUGGAACAUGACGAAUCAUAUUUCGGGUAUGCAAACGGUAGGAUUCCUCAAUUGUGACUAUGCAUUCAGUUCAGCUGCCAAUGAAGAAUUUAUCAUUUGGAAAGUGUGUUCGUUAGGCAAAGACAGCACGACAACGGCAAUACCGACGUUGCGGGAAUUGGCGCGAUUGAAAUCGAGUCAAGAUGUGCCUGAUUUACGAGUAAUGGAUUAUGAUGCUGUUGAAUAUGAUGAGUAUAUAUUCGUGGCUACAGUUUAUUCAAAUUCCAUGAUCAAAUUAUGGAAGUUUGAAAAGGCCCUGGCUAGAUUUGAUUUGAUUAAUGAAUGGAGCUAUGCAACUUGUUGUAUUUUGCAUUGUCAAUUUUUCAAAUUGAGCAACGGCCACAAUUAUCAAGAUGGGGCUUAUUAUUUAUUGAUUGCUACUACUGAUGGAAAUAUCACUGUUUAUGAUAUAUCAGAUCCCAAAUCACCAGUACAAGUAUGCAAACUGAUACUUCAUCAAAGCGGAGUCAAGGCAAUCUGUUUGAUACCAAACGACAAUGGAGUAUAUUUAAUCACUGGUAGUGAUGAUAAUGCUCUUGCGGUUUCACUAUUGACCCCAGGAGACAAUUCCCAAGUCAAGCUACAACUCAUCAAGAGCCAGCACGGUGCUGCAUCAGCUACCAUCACUUCAAUCUCACAUGUAAAAGGUAAUCUAGUUGCUGUUGUUUCAGUAGACCAAAUGAUUAGGAUAUGGUCAUUUACUGACGAUGACUUGGUCCGUCAAGACGCUAGAUACACUACGGUUUCAGAUACUGGAUGCUGUGAUGUGACUACAGUUGGUGGUAGAGACGUUUUGGUUGUCGGAGGGGCUGGAUUGAGCACAUGGGAUAUAUCCCCAUCCUCAAGAGAUUAA